Morus notabilis is the source of this 1225-nucleotide messenger RNA. Its product is annotated as RRP15-like protein. Gene Ontology annotation, cellular component: preribosome, large subunit precursor. The transcript is spliced from 8 exons. The record is from RefSeq and is a predicted model, not a curated record. NCBI's taxonomy places the organism in Eukaryota, Viridiplantae, Streptophyta, Magnoliopsida, Rosales, Moraceae. Gene Ontology annotation, biological process: maturation of LSU-rRNA; maturation of 5.8S rRNA. Bases 114 to 1067 code for a protein of 317 amino acids.
UUCCUCAGUCUGUUUUUUCCUUAAAACCCUAAAAAUCGAAAUCAAGUUCUGCGAGCGACUCAAAAACCCUAAUUUUCGAAUUGCAGUUCUUAGAAGCCAUUUGAUCGAGCGCAAUGGUGGAAGAGAAAGGGAUAAUGGAAUCAACAACUGGUCCGAAGAAGAGGAAGUUUGGGAAGAGAAAGAACCCUAAGAUGAUGAAGACGAAGAAGAAGAAGAAGAAAGUUUCACAUUUUCCAGAGGGAGUUGGAGAGUUGAAGCCCAAGAAGAGUGAUCGGGAUAUUAAGAAGCUGUUCCGGAAGCGAGCGAGGGACUACAAUUCCGACGAAGAAGAAUCCGAAGACAAGAGAGAAGAAAACGACGGAGAUGGAGAUUCCUCUGAAGCAGCGGAGGAACUUGAGAAUCAAGAAGUGAAUAAGGAGGAUAAUGAAUUCUCCGACGUAGACGAAGCCGGUGAAAUUCAGCCGGGGAUUACCAAGUUCACGGAGGGAUGCAGAGCAUUUAGGAUGGCUUUCAAGAGUAUUAUUAAGAAGGCCGUGAAUGAUGAUCCUUUGGGUCCGGUUUUGUCAGCUCACAAGAAGCUUGUUGCUGAAAAACUUGCUGAAGAAGAGGCCGAGCGUAAAGUCAAGGGUCAAACCAAGAAGGAGAAGCACUUGGUAGGAGAGAAGGGCCAUGUGAAACCGGCGACAUAUUUAGAUUCGCAUGAGAAGUUUCUAAUCGGUGUUGCUACAAAAGGAGUGGUCAAGCUGUUCAAUGCUGUUAACAAGGCACAACAUGCUCAGAAAGGAUUGAAUCCUUCGAGUUUUAAAGACAAAAAAGCUAUAAGGAAACGGAGGAAAGAAGCCUUCUUUACAGAAUUAGGCAAGACACCAUCAGCCGCAGUCAAUGCUACUGCAAAGCUUCAGACAUCUAGUGGUCAAGCAGAUGAUGAAGGGCCUGCUUGGGCUCCAUUACGUGAUAAUUACAUGUUAACGAGUUCGAAGUUGAAGGACUGGGAUAAGAUGCCGGACAAAACUGUUACAGAUGAGAUUGGGAAUGUAUCAGAAGAUAGUAGCUCUGAUGAUGACUAAUUUUAAGGGACUUGACGUGUAGACUUCUUGUUCUCCUUGCUGUUAUUGCAUGGGAAAUUUUCCAAUCUCCUAACUUUCAUUCCAAAGUUUUGUAAAAUUUUGUUAAAUUGAUAAUUUAUAAAUGAAUGCCGUAAUUGCCAUAGCUACCUAUGUUAAUU